GCAAUGGGGAUUAACUAACUCUGUUAAAGAAGAUGGUGAUGCAGAUGAACUCAAACGUAUGACAGAAGAAGCUAAAGCUCAAUCUGGACCUGGACAGAAGUACGAUCCAGCUGUACUUGAUAAAAUAUUAGGAAAAUCUGAUGCUGAAAUGAUGAAAGAAGCUAUGUAUGUAGCUGUAAAUGAUCAAGCUACACUAGACAAUAGAUUAAUCGCAUUAGACAAUUUUGAAAUGUUAGUAGAGCAAGUUGAUAACGCAAAAAAUAUGAAGAAGAUCGGCUUAUGGGAUCCAAUUUAUACUUUAUUAAAGCACGAUGAAGAUGAUAUUAAGAUUGCUGCUGCUGCUUGCACUGGUAGCGCAAUAAACAAUGAUUACGAUACGCAAGAUACAUUUAUGGAGCUUGAUCCUUUGCCCUUGUUUAUUAGCUACCUCAAUUCAUCUAACAAAUCAUUACAAAAUAAAGCCGUCUUGAAUAUCUCUGGUUUACUCAAGCACAACCCAGUAGCGAUUCACAGAUUCGGUGUAGUAGACGGCUGGUCAGCAUUAAGGAGGGCGUUGGAAGACACGAAUAACAUCAAUCUACAACGCAAAGUUACAUUCCUCUUGAAUAGUCUUCUCUUAUCUGAUGAUAUAACAAUGAGACCUGUAGAUGGUCCAACGAGUACAGCAACAGGAGUUGCCAUUCGUCAAGAAACACAGUUCCCAGGUGACAGAGAGCCACGUACAGCAAGUACGGAAGGCACCGUUAGUCAGGCACUUUAUGAUCAUGGCAUAUUAGACUACCUUCUUAAUACCCUACCACCAAAUGAAUCAGAUUUGGAUCUACAGGAGAAGGCACUCAGAGUUGUUAUAACGCUCACCCAACAAACUAGCAAGAGAAAAUCUAAUGAAAAAGGAUAUAUGACUCAAAAUGUGAAAUCCAAAUUGAGAGAAUGUUUCGCGGAAAUAGACAAAACUGAACAAGCCAGUCAAGGAAGCUUGGAAAAUUUGGGAAUAACAUCUAGUGAAAUUGAACAAAUGCAGGAUUUACUUGGAUGAUUGACGUAAAUUAUUUGAAGAAGGCAUCUUGUUUAAGUUCCUUGUAUGAAUCUCUGUCUAAUGAAUGUAUUGCUACC
Messenger RNA from Wallemia mellicola CBS 633.66, 1113 nucleotides. Its product is annotated as Fes1-domain-containing protein. The coding region runs from base 59 to 1036 and encodes 325 amino acids. The record is from RefSeq and is a predicted model, not a curated record. Lineage: Eukaryota; Fungi; Basidiomycota; Wallemiomycetes; Wallemiales; Wallemiaceae. The transcript has 3 exons.